UUGCAACAGAUCUUCUCAGUUAAUUACGAGUUAGCAUUAUUUUAUAAGAUGAGGAUAUAUUCGGUUUUUCAUGUUUCAUUGCUGGAACUAGUAGUGCAGGAAAUACUAAUGAAUAAUAUAGCAGAAGUGAAGAAUAACGAGCUAGAGUAUGAGGUAGAGAAGAUCCUCAAGCAUAGAAGCAUAGAUAAUACGAAGGAAUACUUCAUUAAAUGA
This is a messenger RNA of Cryphonectria parasitica EP155, 213 nucleotides long. RefSeq lists its product as uncharacterized. The annotation marks the transcript as partial. Lineage: Eukaryota; Fungi; Ascomycota; Sordariomycetes; Diaporthales; Cryphonectriaceae. The transcript has a single exon. The record is from RefSeq and is a predicted model, not a curated record.